CGCACCCAGGCGCGCUCCCGGGCACCCCAGCCCGCCUCUGCUCCCGCACCCCUCUCCCGGGCCUCGGUAGGCGAGGACACGUCAGGGGACAUAAAUAAAUAAAUAAUUCCAUUCAGCGGAUGACAGCGAGGCCAGGCGGCUGCUGCUGGGCGGGGGGACCGGGAGAGCGGCGGUGCGCACCGGGUGUCAGAGUCAGGCAUGGAGCUGUCAGGUGCUAGUGAAGCUAAGAGAUCAGACUGACCUUGGUUAAGUGCAGAGAGGAGGCGGACACUUCACAUACCAUUGGAAACACGUGGACAGAUAACAGUACACCUUGUGUGAACGUGAAUGCUGUCUUCACCGAAUUGCACCACCCUUCAUAUGUUACUAGGAGUCAAGCUUGGCAAGUGGUGCUCUCCUGUGGAGACUUACACAAGGGUAUCCAGGCACCGAGAACUCAGAACAGUACACCAGUAGAGCUAUCUUGUGAGUUCCCUUGAUGUGCAAUGAUAAUCUGGAGUCUGCUCUACCUCUCCCUUCAUAUUGCCUUCAAAUAUUGUACGUCAACACAAAGUGACUAGGCUUAAAUAUUCUACACACCACCCAAAGCUGUUAAAGUGUUCAUCUGACAACAGGUCACCUUAGUCUCCAGUAGAAGUGCAGAAAUGCCAUCAGAAGCUUCCGUGCCGCUUCCACAACCAAUUCCUCCCGACGGAGGGUGGGGCUGGGUCGUAGUCUGUGCAUCCUUUAUCUCCAUUGGAUUUUCAUAUGCCUUCCCCAAAGCUGUCACAGUAUUCUUCAAAGACAUCCAGGAAAUAUUCAACACCACCUCCAGUCAGAUCGCAUGGAUAUCGUCCAUCAUGCUAGCUGUCAUGUAUGCGGGAGGUCCCAUCAGUAGUGUGUUGGUGAAUAACUAUGGCAGCCGGCCUGUGGUGAUAGUGGGAGGACUAUUAUGCUGCACUGGAAUGAUCUUGGCUUCUUACAGCAACAGCGUGAUAGAGCUUUAUCUCACCGUUGGCUUCAUUGGAGGUUUAGGAUUAGCAUUCAACCUGCAACCUGCCUUAACAAUAAUUGGAAAAUACUUCUAUAGAAGACGACCACUUGCAAAUGGCUGUGCCAUGGCUGGAAGUCCUGUUUUCUUAAGCACACUGGCUCCUUUCAAUCAGUACCUAUUUAACAACUAUGGCUGGAAGGGGAGUUUUUUGAUUUUGGGAGGCAUAUUUUUGCACUCCUGUGUGGCUGGGUGCCUCAUGAGACCUGUUGGGCCAAAUCCAAAUACUAAGAAGUCUAAAAGUAAGGUUGGCUCAAGACAUGAUUCAACUUUGAAGAAAGCCAGUAAGGUAUCAACAGCACAAAAGGUUAAUAGGUUUUUAGAUUUCAGCCUUUUUAUGCAUAGAGGAUUUUUGAUCUACCUAUCUGGAAACGUCAUAUUGUUUUUAGGGAUUUUUGCCCCUAUUAUAUUCUUGGCUCAAUACGCUAAACACAUAGGAGUGGAUGACUAUAACUCAGCUCUUUUACUGUCUGUGAUGGCUUUUAUCGAUAUGUUUGCUCGGCCUUCUGUAGGAUUAAUAGCCAACACUAGCUUAAUCCGUCCACGAAUCCAGUACCUCUUCAGCUCUGCAAUCAUCUUUACUGGCAUAUGCCAUCUCUUAUGCCCCCUAGCAACUUCCUACUCAGCUUUGGUAGUCUACGUUGUAUUUUUUGGAUUGGGAUUUGGAAGUAUUAGCAGUCUCCUCUUUGAAUGCCUUAUGGACAUUGUUGGAGCUACCAGGUUCUCCAGUGCUGUGGGACUCACAACAAUCGUGGAGUGUUGUCCAGUUCUUUUCGGUCCUCCUCUGGCUGGUAAAUUGCUUGAUAUAACUGGAGAAUAUAAAUACCUGUACAUAGCCAGUGGAGCAGUCGUGUUAGUAUCAGGCACUUACCUACUGAUUGGCAAUGCUAUAAACUAUAGACUUCUCGAGAAGGAAAGGAAGAGAGAGAAGGCAAAGAAGAAGAAGUCAGUUUCACACGCGUCCAGAGAAAUGGAGGCCCUGAACAGAUCUAAACAGGACGAAGUUACUGUCAAAGUUUCAAAUGCAGCACACAGCCCUCCCUCAGACAGGGACAAAGAGAGUAAUAUUUAACAAGUCUCAUCGCCGAAGAAUCAGUGUUCAUGAAUUUCAUCAUGAGUUUCUUUGUGUGUGUGUGUUUUUAUUUUCUAAAGAAUUGCAAAGGAUUUUAGCUGCAACAAAAACAUCGCAAACAGUAACAAAACUGGUAUCUUCCUCAAUGCCAUAGUAUAAACUCAUGCUUUAACAUAUGUUGGGAUGGUCAACUCUUGAGAUGGUGCACGUAGAAAACCCAUGCACUUGCUCAUCUUCACACCUGAGUUGUGAUGAAAACAACGAAUUUUUUAAAUCUUCCACCGACUUUUACUUUUAGCUGCAGAAUUAGAUCUGUAUUCCAGACCUUGGCUCACCUAAGCACAAUUCAAAAUUAAUACUACAAAAUGACUCUCUUGAAGGUUCAUUUUUUUCAUUUGAUAUUAAAUCAUGAAGUGAAUUGAGGACAAUCAGUUUUUCUUUUCAACACACAAAGAAUUACACAUGUAUCUAUGAAAACACUGAGUAUCGGGAGAUCAUAAAGAAAUAAAUGGAUUUGAAAAAAUUA
Molecule: messenger RNA, 2628 nt
Organism: Mus caroli (Ryukyu mouse)
Lineage: Eukaryota; Metazoa; Chordata; Mammalia; Rodentia; Muridae
Gene: Slc16a7
Product: solute carrier family 16 member 7
Biological process (GO): plasma membrane lactate transport
Cellular component (GO): basolateral plasma membrane
Molecular function (GO): lactate transmembrane transporter activity
Source: RefSeq, a predicted model, not a curated record